Paramecium pentaurelia is the source of this 1053-nucleotide messenger RNA. Lineage: Eukaryota; Ciliophora; Oligohymenophorea; Peniculida; Parameciidae. The record is from the annotation of a GenBank genome assembly.
AUGGAUAAAAAGUAUACAAUAGAACAAUAUCAAUUAAAUGAAGAAUUUAAAUAGAAAGUUUAAGUGGGUGACUUUAUUUUAACAUAAACUGAUAGCUUUGUUUAUUCCCUUUCUAGAUCAAUUUUAAAAAUUGAAUAUGAUCAUCUUUUAGUAUUAAUAAGAGAAGAUCAAUUAUUACAUAUUGGUUGGCCAAAAAUAAGAAUAAUAAAUCCACUUUAAAUCUUAAGACAAUCAUCUAAAUAUAUUAUAUUUAGACCACCAUAUUAAGAAGGAGAACUAUAAAAGUUUCUCAUGUAUCUUUAGACUAGUUUAUAAGCAGAUUAUGAUUACUAAAAAUUAUUAUAAGGAAUGAUUAAAAAAUUAGUAAAUAAAGUUCCAACAGAUCCAAUACCAUAUUCAUCUAAUCUAAAAUCUUCUAGAGUUUGUACAGAUUUAAUUUUCUAUUGGCUUGAAGCUAGUAGUGCAAAAUUUAGAGAAUUAUUACCUGAUUAUUUAGGGUAUUUAGAUUAUCCAUUAAUUGGUUCAUUUACACCUGAUGAUAUUAAUACAUUAGCAAAAAUGAAUGUUUUUUUUUAAAUAAUACAUGAAAAAGAAAUUUAAAAACCAGAAAAUACUUUCAAAAGUCUAGGUAAAAAUAUUUAAAGUUAAGGUAAAUUAUAUUUACCUGAAAUUCCUUCUAUCAAAUAACUUAAAAAAUUAAUUAAAUAUAUUCCAUACCCUGAAAAGUUUAUUGGAUUAUUAUAAUAAUAAUUUUUUUGGUAUUAUCUAAUAAAAUUAUUUACAAUGUCAAAAAAGUAAAUGACAGAAAAGUUAUUAAAGUUUGUUAUUAAAAGGUAUUCUUCAGAGAAAUUAACAAAUAAAAAAUAAAAAAAAAUAGUAAAAAGAUUGAGGAUUUUUAUUGAUACCAUAUCUAUAAUCAAUUCACCUUUUUCAGGGAAAACCUAUGUAAAAUUAAUAAACAAUUUGAUUGAAUUAGCUUUUUAAAACUCCAAAUCUGCAAAAGAAUAGGUUCUUAAAAUGAUAAUUAAGUUAUUUAUUAAACCAAAACUUUGA